Ricinus communis (castor bean) is the source of this 3566-nucleotide messenger RNA. RefSeq names its product AP-3 complex subunit delta. The coding region runs from base 316 to 3210 and encodes 964 amino acids. The record is from RefSeq and is a predicted model, not a curated record. Gene Ontology annotation, cellular component: endosome membrane; AP-3 adaptor complex; membrane coat. NCBI's taxonomy places the organism in Eukaryota, Viridiplantae, Streptophyta, Magnoliopsida, Malpighiales, Euphorbiaceae. The transcript has a single exon. Gene Ontology annotation, biological process: Golgi to vacuole transport; protein targeting to vacuole.
AAAUCUAUAAACAGGAACGGACCAAACCAAGUUUGAGGAGUGAAAGCUUAACCCAAAUUAAAGCUUUCAAGUUCUGCCCACAAAACAAGAACACUUCCCAUUAGAAAACAUUAUUCUUCUUCAACAAUUACAAUUAUAAACAAUCAUCAAUACAUCCAAAAAUCCUCUGAUCAUCAAUUAUACCCAAUUCGUUCCUUUACAAUCUACAGAUUCUUCUCUCAGUCAUGCUUCGGCUCAACUCAUAAAAGAACCCAAACUUUUCCCUUCUCUCUCUCUCAAAUCUUUUUCUGUUUCUUGAAAUACCCAUUUCUUGAAAUGGCAUCCACUUCACUAAUUGACACUCUUUUUCAACGCACAUUAGAUGAUAUAAUAAAGGGUCUUCGCCAUCAACAAACAGGAGAGUCCGCUUUCAUUUCAAAAAUUGUUGAAGAAAUUCGCAGGGAGAUCAAAUCAACAGACUUGCAUACUAAAUCGGUAGCCUUACAGAAACUCACAUAUCUUAAUUCACUUCAUUUUAUUGACAUGUCAUGGGCUGCUUUUCAUGCUGUUGAGUGCAUUUCUUCACCUAAUUUCUCUCACAAGAAAUUGGGUUAUCUUGCAAUUUCACAGUCUUUUCAUGAAUCAACUCCUGUUAUGUUGUUGAUUACUAAUCAAUUAAGAAAAGAUCUCAAGAGUAGUAAUGAGUUUGAGGUUAGUUUAGCUCUUGAAUGUUUAUCUACUAUUGGUACUGUCGAUUUAUGUAGAGAUCUUACUAAUGAAGUUUUCAUUUUGAUGUCAAGUUCUAAGCUUUUUGUUAGAAAGAAAGCUAUUGGUGUUGUUUUGAGGGUUUUUGACAAAUAUCCAGAUGCGGUCAGGGUUUGUUUUAAGAGGCUUGUUGAAUGUUUAGAUGGUACUGAUCCACAGAUUAUGUCUGCUGUUAUUGGGGUGUUUUGUGAGCUUGCUUUAAAGGAUCCUAAAUCUUAUCUUCCUUUAGCACCUGAGUUUUAUAAGAUUUUGAUUGAUUCAAGGAACAAUUGGGUGUUGAUUAAAGUGUUAAAGAUUUUUGCAAAGUUGGCUCCUUUAGAGCCUAGGUUAGCUAAAAGGGUUGUUGAACCAAUUUGUGAUCAUAUGAGAAGAACGGAGGCUAAAUCAUUGAUAUUUGAGUCUAUUAGGACUGUGGUGACUAGUUUUACUGGCUAUGAAUCUGCAGUAAAGCUUGCGGUAAGCAGAAUUCGCGAGUUUUUGGUGGAUGAUGAUCAGAAUCUUAAGUACCUUGGAUUGCAUGCAUUGGCAAUUAUAGCACCUAAGCAUCUAUGGGCUGUGUUAGAGAAUAAGGAGGUUGUGAUAGAGUCUCUCAGUGAUGCUGAUCCUAAUGUAAAAGGCGAGUCUUUGCGUCUAGUUAUGGCAAUGGUCUCUGAGAGUAAUGUGGUGGAAAUAUGCAGGGUUUUGAUCAAUUAUGCACUCAAAUCUGAUCCUGAGUUCUGCAAUGAGAUUCUUGCUUCAAUUUUAUCAAAGUGUUCCCAGAAUGUAUACGAGGUUAUAGUUGACUUUGAUUGGUAUGCGUCACUUCUUGGGGAAAUGUCAAGGAUUCCACACUGCCAAAAAUCAGAAGAAAUUGAGAAUCAGCUUAUUGAUAUAGGUAUGAGGGUCAGGGAUGUUAGACUGGAGCUUGUUCGGAUCGGUCGUGAUCUGCUGAUUGAUCCUGCAUUACUUGGGAAUUCUUUCUUGCACAGGAUAUUAUCUGCUGCUGCUUGGGUCUGUGGGGAGUAUGUGGAAUUUUCGAGGAAUCCUAUUGAACUCAUGGAGGCACUGCUGCAGCCUCGUACAAGUCUCUUGCCUCCAUCAAUCAGAACUGUUUACAUGCAGUCUGCUUUCAAAAUUUUAGUAUUUUGUCUACACUCAUAUUUCUUAUACAAGGAAAACAAUACUGCUGAUAUGAUAUCGGAAGUCAGAGAUUUCACAUCCCAUAGAGAAUCCCCAGGAAGUUCUGAUUUAGCUGCAAACAAACCACCUGCUUAUUAUGAGCAGGAUGAAGGAUUCAAUCCAAGGGACUCAAAUAAAUCAUAUGAAGAUCUUUCUAUCAUGGAUACUGGGGAUGAUCGAACAUCUAAUCUUUUGGAGAAAGGUUUUACGCAUGAAUCUAUUAUUAAGCUGUUAAACUUAAUUGAAUUGGCCUUUGGUCCACUAUCAGGAAGCUGUGAUGUUGAAGUACAGGAGCUAGCAAGGAAUGUACUUGGAUUUCUUGAGUUGAUAAAGCAAGAAAUAUGUGAUUGUUUCUCUUCCAAAGACAUAGGUUUUAAAGGAGAUAUGAAAGCAUCCAAAGUUGUUGACUUGGUGCAUGAUGCGUUCUCUGAGGACCUUGGUCCAGUCUCAGUAAAUGCUCAAGAGAGGGUUCCUAUACCAGACGGUUUAGUGCUUAAGGAGAAUCUUGCUGACUUGGAAGAAAUUUGUGGUAAUGUACAAUUACCAUUAUCAAAUUCAUUUUCCCUGGGUAGUCCUUAUGGAGAGAGUAUCGGUGCUUCUGAGUCUAUCCCUCCAAGCAAAGAAGAGUUAGAACCAUCAAGUGAGUCCUCUUCUUUGCUUGCAGAACACCGUAAGCGGCAUGGGUUGUAUUACCUUCCUUCAGAGAAGAAUGAAAUCACAACAAAUGAUUAUCCACCUGCCAAUGACCCUAAAUCUGGCAUUAGCACCAAUGAUGAUGCUCAAGAUCUAGUUAAGCUUGCUGACCAAUCACUGAUCUCAAAGCGAAAACCAAACUAUGCAAAGCCUAGGCCUGUGGUGGUAAAGUUAGAUGAAGGAGAUGUUGCACCAAUUAAUGCCAAGAAACCAGAAAUAAAGGAUGAUUUGCUUUCUGAUGCUGUUCGAGAGGUACUUUUGGGUAAUACAACGAUACCUGCUUUAUCGCAAGGCAAUUCAUCUGAUAAGUUAUCAAGUAAGAGAAAAGGGAAAGAGAAACAGAAUGUUGAUCUUCCUGAAUCGAGAGAAAAUUUAGGUGGAGAGAAGCCUGACCUUGGAAAUUCAAGUUCAAGAAAAAGCAAACACAGGAGCCAGGGUAAAGAGAGAAGCAAAAAAAGUACAGAAAAGAACAAUACUGAUGAAAGGGAAGACCAUGAGGAGAAGGGAAAGCAAAAGAGUAAACAUCGCCAUGGUAGGCAUAAAACUCGACAAAGAGCUGAGACACGCCUAAAUUUGGUUGCACAAACACCAGUUAUUCCUGAUUUCCUUUUAUAGCAUUGAAAUUGUGGAAUAAUGCUUCUGUUUGUGGCUGCUGCCAAGAUUUUGAUUGAUUUCAUCCCCUGUAUUCUACCGCUUGACUGCUAAGGUUAGCUUUUUUUGGGUGCAUCAGCAUUUUGGGUAUAUUUUUGCUUCCUUGUCAUAACUUUUUUACUCUGGGAUUUAUUUAUGCUGUUACACAUUGUGAAAUAGUUUUUUGAAAGAAGUUGUUAUUGCCAAAUGGAAGAAAGGAAAGAAAAUUCAAAAGUAUGACGAGAAUAAUAACGAUGUAUAGUCCCUGUAGCGCUCUGAACUCUCGCACUAUUUUGAGUUUUGAAAUGAAUGAGAUUUACGAGUGUGGGUCUGCUGUGAUA